AAGUAGUCAUUAUUAGUUCCCAGAACAACCCUGAUAAUACGAUGGCCGCCAAUAGAUCAACAGAUUUAAUCUUACCUCGCACCAUCCAGCCCAGACUUCCUCCUUCCUUGGCUUUGUCUUCACUGUAUGCCUCAGCGACCUAUUGAGAGCAAUAAGAGAGCGCAUUGAACUGCUUUACCCUGCUUCUCGCACAGAAUAUGGCGGACUUUUAUGCUGUUGGCAGUCUUGAGGGCCUUGCCACCUUUGGAGUCGUCGUCUAUGAUAAGAGCGAGCGCGAGACAUGGUGAGCUCAGUCGUUCCUUGUUCUGACCUGCCUCUUGUUCAUUCAUUCGUUCAAGUCCAUGUCCAUCAAGUUCCUGUUCUCAUAUCGAAAAUGUCUCGGUUACCGUCAUUGUUGCCCUUCUUGCCCUUGGCUGCUGGGGCCUUUCCUUUGGCUGCUGACUUGGGCGGCAUAUUCUUGUUCUUUUGGAUGUGAGUUCUCGGCAACGAUGCGCCCAUAUCAAAAUGACAGCAAAAGGAAAUGUCGACGUCAUCCUCACCCACUUUUUCAGGGACGUGAAAUGAACAACUAUUUCAUUCACAUUUUUGAUACCUUGCUGAACAACAUCUUGCCAAUGCAUUGCCUUCUCGACACGGGCGAUUUACAAGCGAAUAGACCGUGUGCAUUAUCUCAUACCAUGGAGAACCCAGACCACAUCGGGUGGGCUUUAAAGGAAGGCAACGCCGAGCACGUCUCUAUUAAAUCUUUUGCAGACAUACAGCUGAGAAGAAUUUUCUGAGGCUCAUCAACAACCCCAAAAUCGUUAAAGCUCGUCACCAACGUCUACUAAUGAGUUUCGAGACAUUCAAAGCCAACCAGCCUGGUGUAA
Molecule: messenger RNA, 869 nt
Organism: Gamsiella multidivaricata
Lineage: Eukaryota; Fungi; Mortierellomycota; Mortierellomycetes; Mortierellales; Mortierellaceae
Exons: 3
Coding region: 342-779 (145 amino acids)
Source: RefSeq, a predicted model, not a curated record